Molecule: messenger RNA, 3138 nt
Organism: Zerene cesonia (dogface butterfly)
Lineage: Eukaryota; Metazoa; Arthropoda; Insecta; Lepidoptera; Pieridae
Product: cytochrome b5-like
Exons: 4
Coding region: 144-539 (131 amino acids)
Cellular component (GO): intracellular membrane-bounded organelle; membrane
Molecular function (GO): heme binding
Source: RefSeq, a predicted model, not a curated record
UCAGUACUAAUUUCUCCCGUGAAUCGACGUCGGGUUGUGGCUCGUGAAAUUGAGAUUAUUAUUAAUCAUCACUCUUUAGUGAGAACUAGUCCUAGUGGUAACGUGUAAUAACUUCAUAUCCACUUAAAUACCUACAUUUAAAAAUGGAAGAACAAAAUGUUAAAUUAUUUACCCGCGAAGAGCUGCAGUGUCGGAACUCUCGCGAAGAUUGCAUACUUGUAAUCCACAAUGGUGUUUACGACGUCACUAAGUUUUUAGAAGAGCACCCUGGUGGUUUGGAAGUCCUCAUGGAGCUGGCCGGGCGGGACGCCACCGAGCCCUUCGAGGACGUCAGCCACAGUUCUGACGCAAGAGCGUUGAUGAAGAAAUACAAAAUCGGCGAGCUGGUGGAGGCGGACCGCACUCAGAGCAAGGCGGCCUUCUCCCCGCAAUGGAGCAACGACCAGCCGCAAGAGCAGGGCAACUCGUGGAGUUCCUGGGCAAUCCCCCUGCUGCUGGGCGUGGCCGCCACCGUGCUGUACCGGUACCUCUUCUUGUAGUGACCGCCGCCCCGGCCCGCCCCGCGCGGCCCCUCUGCUCCACACAGCAUGUGGGGGUUAGCGGCACGUUAGCGGUUCAUUAUGUAAGGAGGGACUCGAUCCUCUGUGAGGGUCAACUAAGUUAUACAUGCAUUUAGUUAUACUAAAUAAAGUUCAUAGUGACAUGGUAAUAAGGAUUUGUAAACAUAAUUUACCACGUUGCUAUGGUUACGCGCAAACACCUAAAAGCAACGCUAACUCUCGUAGUUCGUACGUUUGCAACAAAUGCCACUUUAUAUUUUUUUACAUUUCCUAUUGUGCUGCUUGUGCUCUUUUACACGCACGACAUGUGCAAAUUGUCAUUUGUAAAAAAUAAAUUUCAGUUUUAUUUCAUUGUGCUAAGGUCUGUUAUCUAUUAGGACGACUAACAAAUAUGUAGGUGCUUGAAUGUUAAAGGAAAUAGUGUUACUUGUACGAUCGGCCUUACACAAUAAGAUUUAUUACAUUCUGCGAUGAUCCAUCGUGAGUGACUUAUGCAAUAAUGUUUUAGUGUGCAAAAUAGCACAGCAAAUUAAUAGAAUAUCGAUGCAUAUUGUAUAUCGUAGAAAGCUGCGAUAUUUUUAGCACAUUCAUUCUUUGUGUGUGAAAUAUGAAUGUUAUCUAUUCACGAUUAUAACGCUUUGUAGUCGUAACGUGAAUGGGAUGUCAAAAAGGCUAAAGGAAGUGAAGUUGUUGAUCAAAUUGGUGGUGAUAACUCGGAUCCAAUCUUUGCAUAGUAUGUGACUGCAAUAAUUCCAUAAUAUCGUAACUGGUAUCAUUUGAAAAAUAUUCCCAACAAUUUCUUAUGUUCACAUGUGAAACUAUUUUAAUGGUUAUAGUUCUCUUAGCAAACGUAAUGAAUAAUUCGGAAGCUUGCUAUUAUAUAAUUGUUACUGUGGGUUGUUUGAAGCUAUGCACAUGGAAAUUGACAACAUUUCAAAAUUUUAAGCUACUUGUAUUUUUUUCUUUUAAUUCAAAACUGGAUUAAAAAUAACAUUAAGUACCAAUAUAUUUUACUUUUUCAAGCAAAAUAUGCUAUAUAUUAUAUUAAAAUAAAAUAUUUUCCGUGGUCACAAUAAGAAAAUAAAGAAAUUAUUUAAUUCUUGUGCGUUCUUAUGAAACAUGAAAUGUUGUCGAUUUCUAUCUCUAUUUAUAUUGUUUACGUCCGUAAUAUUAUACAUUUACGGUUUUUAAGUUACAAUAAUAAUACAAGUUUUUAAGUGACAAAUUCGUUCAUAGAAAGUUAUGUGUUUCCAGCAUAUAACUUCACUCUAUGGUUACGUGGCUAUGAUAUGUCGUUUACUGAAUCUGCAAUUGUUUUAUAAUAAAAACUAUUUAUUUAAAAAGAAACUGUCGUUUAAUAAAAUAGGCAUUGGUAGAAAUAAUAUGGUGUCUAUUGUGAAUUAACAAUAAUUAAUUUCUGGAGUCAAGUUUAACUGUAUAUUUGUUUUCUGGUUCAUCUAUGUAGGCUUGGAAGAAAGACAAAGUAUAACAAUUAAUUUGUCUCCGCUUGUACCAUAACAUAAAACCAAACAAUGACUGAUAUUAUGUUUUAAAUAAGUAGAUUACUUUUAAAAACAUAUACUUGUGCUUUUUAACUUUGUGAAUACAAUUUUGGGGUUUAAUUUUUCUUAUUUUUUGUUAUAAAUUACCAACUGAAUUUUAUUUAAAAGUAAUAAUAAGUUUUUUUUAUUAAUAUGUUCCACAAUGGUUAAUGAUACGCAGACUGUGCAGACGCAGAAUAUGGCGUCAAGCAUGCCUUUUCACUUGCUCUUUGGCACGUGACCUGAUGCUAUCUCGCUCGUUCGUAUGGGCGUGAGCGUUAACUAUACAUAAUAAUUUUUAUUUUAUUGGCAAGAGUUGUUAUUUGGGAAAGAGAGCUUGAAAAUAUGGUGAGCGUAAGUGAUUUAGGGUAGUUGGGUGCUACAAUGUUUCUGCUGAAGUGCAUUUAUUCUAAGUGUAAGUGCGUAAAGAUAAAUAGGUUCAAAGUGAAUGAGCACUUAUGGUGGUAUGCCAAGACAUACUGGUAAGACGAUUUUAAAAAUUGACUUUCAUAUAAGAACGACUGACAAAAUCAGAGUGAUCACUUCAAUGUUUUGAUCAUAUUAUGAUUAUGUUAAUUGAAAUAUUAUAAUUGGGCGAGAUACCGUAUUAUUGUAUUCGAAAUUAGUAUAACUACUUUAAAUACUGCAUAAAAGAUCUUUUUUUUUCUGGUAAACAGAAUUCAACUUUAUCUCUCACUUUUGUACCCUUUCUAUAUGGUAAUUAGAUUUUUUUAUAUAUUACUUCUGAACUAAAUUUCAGAAUUAUGUAUACACAUCUGGAAUUUUUAAUAUUAUAAAUAACCCUCAUAUUUGAUGCUGUAUUUCUAUUUGAUAUAUAAUAAUGGCAGGUUUUUGCUAUAAUCAGCAAAUCAGAAAUCACCAUAAAGGUAUAUAAUCCAUUUUCUAUACCAUAGAUUAAUAUUAAAUUAGUGUAGUAAAAAUGCCUUUUAAUGUUUCUAAGGUAAAGGAUAUGCUAUCUAUUGAAUUUGGGUUUGUUUGAAUAAUUUUUAAUAAUAAAAUAAAAAUAUAUUAGUAAA